GACUCGCUAAUUGUGAGCGUGAGAGGGACCCGAGCUGAGGAAAAGUGUGUGAAGAGGAGAGGCAGAGAGAGAGAGGCCGCUCGCGCUGCUCCGUGUGUCUCUCCGCUCCGUGUUCCGCGGGAUUAAGCUCCUCCGCGCGCUCGGGGGACAGACGGAUGUACCGGCGGUCGCUCGCGCUCAGCCCGGAUCCCGACCACUGAGGAGGAGCAGAGGGUCUCGGGAGGUCUUCUCCGUCCUGCUCUGUGUUCCGCUCGCGGGGGAAGGAAGGAGACGCGGGGGCGCGUGUCUGCUGCAGGCGUCCGGAGCGCCAUGAAGCUCCCGUGCUGGACGGCUCUCGCGCUGCUGCUGCUCGCGCACACCGUGGCGGCACAGCACAGAUCAUCACGGCCAGUGGACCAGGAGAGCUCUGGAGAUGAACUGUAUGAUGAUGAGGACUUUUACUCUGGUUCAGGAUCAGGCAUCCCAGAAACAGAAGCAGGUCCUACUAAAGUGGGCGUGUCCUUUACCACAGAACAGCCCCCACCACUUUCAACAACACAGGCCACCGGACAAGCACCGUCUGCCCCACCGGCCCCAGAACCCAGCAGCACCCCUCCACCAGAAACGGAGCGCGAGAGCGGCGUGGAGUGGGAGAGAGAAAGCGAGAAGGACAGGGAACUGGAGAUGGAGCUGGAGAGAAAACGAGAGCAGGAGGAAAUGGAGAGAGCACGGGAAAUAGAGAGGGAGCGGGAAAGAGAAGAAGAGCGAGAACGAGAGAAGGAAAGAGAGAGAAUGCGAGAGAUUGAAAGAGAGAAAGAGCGAGAGAGGGAAAGAGAGAAAGAACGAGAGAGGGAGAGAGAAAGAGAGCGAGAGCGGGAAAGAGAGAGGGAGAGAGAAAGAGAGCGCGAGAGGGAGAGAGAAAGAGAGCGGGAAAGAGAGAGGGAGAGAGAAAGAGAGAGAGAGCGAGAAAGAGAGCGUGAGAGGGAAAGAGAGAGAGCUAGGGCAAGGACUACCAUAGAGCCCAGGUACCCUACUGUUCCAGUGCUGAUCACAGGCCCUCCUGUAACCGUGGCCGAAGCAGAGGACCUCACCACCACAGAAGAAGAAGAAGAAGAAGAGGAUCUGUUCAUCUCCACAGAACCGACCCCACCAUUCGACCCAUUCAGCGACGAGGAUGACAUCACCACCACUGAGGUUCUUCCCAGCACUGCUGUCUCCACUACAGCUGAGCCAACCACGAGUCCAACCACGCCCAGCACCGCCCCUCUGCGGCCACGCAAACCACAAGCCACACCCAGCCAGGCAGUGCCCACUGAAAGCAGCGCACGUCCAGCACUCACCCCUACUGUACAGGUGAGAUCUCCAGAGGCAACAGUUAAUAAUGAAGUGGCCGGGGCGGGUCCCAGUGGGGAUUCAGAGAACCGAGAGGAUGAAGGUCGGCUAGGCAAUGAUGUUGGAGGAGGCAAAGGUGUGACUGAUAAUGGGGCGGAGCCUGAUUUGACCGGCAACACAGUAGACACUGGAAGUUCGGCUGCUCAGCUUCCUCAGAAAAACAUCCUGGAGAGGAAGGAAGUUUUAAUAGCUAUUCUGAUUGGGGGACUGUUUGCCUUUGUAUUUGCAGACUUCCUGGUGAUAGCGGUGAUUGUUGGAGGUGUGGUCGGCGCACUCUUCGCUGCAUUCCUGGUCAUGCUACUUGUUUACCGGAUGAAGAAGAAGGAUGAGGGCAGCUACACACUGGAUGAGCCCAAACAAGCCACAGUCACCUACCAGAAACCAGACAAGCAGGAGGAAUUCUACGCCUAAAGAAACCCUACACUUUCUCCUUUUUUGCAUCCCUCCAUUUUCCUUCUAGCCUCUUCUUAUCUUCUUCUCGCCCUCCUUCCUUCCCUCACCUCAUCUCGCUCUCUUCCUCUCCCGACUCCCAUCUUUUCUCCAUGAGAGUGCCUCUCACUCUACUGACUUGGGACUUUCUUUUGAAUGGAAAAAACAAAACAAAAAAAGAUUAAAAAAAAGGACGUGGCUGUGGACAGACAGAAUUUGAUGGAAUGGGCUCGGGGAGGGGCAGGGAAUCCACACAUAUGAAGAAAAGGAAAAAAAAAAACUUUUUUAAUCUAUUGAUAUGUUUAGGAUUGUUGUUCUAUAAAAUGAUGAUAUGAAACCUUUUUUGUAAAGACACACAUGCUCUUCAACUGCACAAUAUUCCUCUCCAGCCGAACACAGGAGUCAAGAAGAGAGCGAACAAGAGAGAGGGAGCGAGGAGGGAAAAGAAAGAAGCAGAGAGGGUCAUGGAGGGACAAAGAGGGCCAAUAGGGAGGGAGCAAGCAAAGAAAAAAAAAGGUAGAGGGGUGGAGGAGGAAUGCCGAGACCACACUACUCCAAACAGAUCGCACUUCUGUCACAAAGGUCAAAGGUCUACUACCAUUGUGUGGUGCCUUCCAUUUCCCUGGUGCUAGAAGCUGAGCUUGAGCAGAGACCGUGCGGCGUGCGUAUGUGUAUGUGUGUGCGUGUCUGUGUGUGUGUGUGCAUGUUCUCUGUAAGAGGCUGUGUGCCCUCACGGUGCUGCCAUCUGUGACCUUAGCCCAACCGCACACAGCCUCUUAUACACACAUAUACACACACAUGCAUGCACAAACACGCACACACACAUAUACACAUGCACACGCAGUCUGACUCCCUCUGCUGGCGAGAGUGCAUGUCAGCAAGGCCGGCCUCGAUGACCGUGGUACUAUUUGUUUGGAGCAGAGAGCCUAAAGGAAACCAUAGAACUACAGUAAUAAAGCGUACGAUUUUACGAUUAACACAGCACAUAUAAUAAACAUGGAGGAAACAUUUGCUGUGAGGAAGUGCAUGCAAAAGAGUCAGAGGACUAGCCCCUCCUCUGUUCUGUACAAAGACAAUUAGUUAUCAAUAGUAAUAAUAAUCAAUAAUAUAUCAGCAGCUCUGAAUGGAAGGUAAAAGAUGAUAAUAUUAUUAGUAGUGAAGGAUAUUAUCUAUUUAGCUGUGCAGUAAAAGUUUUAUUGGUGUAAAUAUCAACUCCUUUUUUAUUUUCGAUUUUAUCAUGCUUUUAAUUAUGUCUUUUACUUAAUGAACAUCUUUUCACACAAAUACACGCAUACAAACACUCACACACACUAUACUCAUCAAUUUAAAAAUAUCAAAAAGGCAACAGGAGUCUAAAGAACUUUUUAUUUUCUUUGAAAAGUUUGAGUGAACUUUCUUCUUUCACAUCGCUUUAGCAUAAAAGAGAAAAAGAGACUUCCCAUUAGAUUUCACACGAUUUCAGUAUUUUUUAUUGAUCGUCGAUCAGCUUUCCGGCCUUUGUGUAAAAAAAAAUUGAAAAAGAAAAGAAACAAAGCACAAGCUCACAAGACUGUCUCACUGACUGUGUUUUGACACUCUCACACAAACCACAUUCACACAUACUAUGCUGUAUAGGCUGAAUUUGGAGAGAGUUUAAGAGGAAUGGGAACAGGUCAGGGUGGGGCGGGAACUUUUGUGGGUAGGAAUUAAGGGCUCAAGGAUUCAGGUUUGAUUUCAGACUAGGGGUGUUUUUUACAUCUACAGUUGGUUUGCUUUGGUCCAAAUCAGUUAAUGAGUUUCUUAACUUGGAGUGUUUUUCAGAUUUGUCAGUCUUCUCUCCUCCAAGCUCACUGAGCUUUCCAGUUUUAAUAAUUAGAGCUGUUUCACCUUCAUUUGGUUUGGUUUGUUUUCACAGAGGGAAAGCUACAUAUGUACCAAAAUUCAUUAAAACCAAACACACAGACUUUCCUCUCUGCUUAUUGAUUAGACUUAAUAACGUUAAGAAAGUAAAUUUGGGAAGAAGGUCCUGUGUUCUGGAUUGGUGCACAUUUCUGUGCAGUUUAACGUGCACAAAGCAACAGCAGAGAUGGCACUUGUUCAAAGCUGUAGUAAUUAUCUGGCAACAUACCAUGAUAAACUACGCCUGCAACACACUGUUUAGUACAUCUGAUGUUUGAAUUGAGGUCAGAUCACAAUCUCAUCCACAAAUGAACCAUUCCAGAUUUUGCUUGGGAGCAGGCCCAGACCACCUUCUCUUAGGGGUCUCGGUUCAGUGGAGUGUGACUACUGUGUUCACACCUGCCCAAAUGAAUUGUAUAAAGGGUGAAAACAAACCAAAUUUGAUUGAUCCAGUCUAAUAAAUCUAGGUGUAAAAAAUGCCCUUAAAGUCGAAGGAAUUGACUCAUGCUUCACAUGGAAUAUUGUGUCAUACACUGGGAUACACCCUGCGUUAGGCGUUUUUUUAACAGAAUUGAUUUUGGGACUCCAGGGAGGGACGGAAGUGUUUCUAUAGCUGCUUUUGGUUACGUUGUCUAAUUGUGUUCAAAGUGCUGUUCGUCGAGGUCACUGAAACUAAACGGCUGCACAGUUAGAGUUAGGUAUCAGUGCAUGAUGUAGCAAUAAUACAGCUAUUUAACAUCAACACACUCAUAUCACGCUGUCGCCCUCCAGUGCUGGCGAGGGAGAAUGUAUAUCACGUGCUCUCAUGCAGAUGAGGUGCGAUGCCACUGCCUGGCCUUUUGUAACCUUAUUAAAAAAAAAAAAAGAAAUAUGCUGUAGAAGGAGAUUGAAGAUUGGCGUUACCAAUAAUACCGUAUAGUCACAUAUCCUUUUGUGCACAGUGGGUCAGGGAUAGGUCUGCGGGCCACUUAGCCUCAGCACAAGCAUUAGAGAGCGCUGUACAGUAUGUCCCUCACUGCCUGCUGUAGCAGACCACUGGUAAAGUCAUGCACUUAAAACAUAUCACUAUGAUUGGAGGAGUUGAGGGGAUUUAAUACUAACAGACUGAAAAUUGAACCACAUUUCUUAGGCUAUGUUUACACAGUAGGUUAAAGUAGCCAAAAUCUGAUUUUUUUAGGCUGUUCUCUUUACCCUUUUUACAUAUAUACCUUUAUCUAAAAUUCAUCUGAUAAGUUCUUGUUCCUAAAGCUAAUGCACUAAUGCACAUGCGCAAAAUAGAAAAGGCAAUAUGUUAUGUAGCUCACUUCUACUCAGUGGCAAUAUGAUGGAUGUCAAGUCAGACUGACAUAAAAGUCACAUGAAAUCUGGCUGUUCAGACUAAGCAGCAUUGCUGUGUAUUGGAUAUAUAUUAGAUUUCAGUACCACACAAAAGGCUCCAUGUUCACUGCCAGCCCAACCCCUAUUUUUUAAUCUAUAUUGUGUCCAGAUUGAUUUUUGAUAGUCUGAAGAAUUUGCAAAUCAAAUUUAAACAAUACUUGGAUGUGGUUUGAAAUGUGAUGUGCCUGGAUGCUCUGCCAGCUCACACUCCAUUAUUCAUAAUGCAACAAACAUCAGCCUUGGUGAACAGCAUUAACAGCAUCAAAUCUGAUUAAAUCCAAUCUGAUCACUGGCAAAUAACAGUGUGGACAGUCAUCUUAACAGAUCUGAUUUGAAGAACAAUCCUGCAAAUUUGUCUACAGUCUGAACAUAGCCUAAGUGGCCCAAAUUAGAACUGAAAACAUCAGAUUAAGUGUGUUUGUGCUUUUCACACUGCCAUAGAGAGAAUGCAAAUGAUAAAAGAAAUGAUGGUUUUAGCAACUUUAACCUGUUUUGUAAAUGUAGCCCUAGUUUCUUAGUACAGCCUGUUCGUUUCCCCCCUCAUAUCAAAGAGCUGCAAUACUUGAAAGCUCCAUCAAUACAGAAGGUGUGCAGGUCCCACAUCAGAGGCCAUGUUUAAAGGAUGUGGGGGAAACCUUCCAAUGAGGUCAUAGGCUGUAUGUACUAUCAAACUAUCAAAGAUUGUAAUAUCAGACCAGUGCAACUGCGCCUGUAGCUUGAAUAUUCUACCCGAACCUGUAUGAUCAUGUCAUGCCUGUGUGUGUGUGUGCAUGUGUGUACCCAUGCGCUGGCUAGAAUGUAUCUAGCGGAAGGUUUUUUUGUUCCUUCUCCAGUGUUUCUUCCAUGAUGAGUGAGCUAUUCCAUGGAGCAGGAUUUCUCCAGUUAGCCGGGUAGCGAGGCUGCCUGUUAUAAAUAACUCCUGUGUCUCUGAUUAACCUUUAGCUUAAAUGUUUAGACCUACUGCGCUAUCUUCUCACUUCAUGAGACGAUGCCUAGUACACCUUCCCCUAUACUCUUAAACAGAAAGGUGCUACACCUGAAAGGGUUCUUUAGGCAAUGCCAUGUCAUUAAUUCAUCAGUGGCAGAUCAUCAAAUCUGGACUUUGAAUCCAGUCAUGGAUUUUAUAAUCACUGGAAAUUUAGGGAACAUCAGAUGUAAGUAAUGGAUUUUUAUUGGAUUUUGCACUUUUCUGGUAAUACAAUUAGUCAUGAAAUCUGCAGAGCAGGAUAUGCAAAAAUAUGAUUUAUUGAUUUUUUCUAUUAUCUAUUUACUCAAAAUGUAUUGUAUGUUCUGAAAAAAUUGGAUUAUGGCAUGUAUGUAAACACAAUCAUUAAUUUGCCACGCAGAGUCACACUUACCAAGGAUCACAAAAUUCAGGAAAGGAAACUGAAUUCAAAGUCCAAAUUUGAAGACCUCUACCAUAGAAGAAACAAUUUUGAUAGAUCUAAGGUAGUGUGUGAAGAACCUUUAGUGGUUUUGAGAUGUAUGCAAGAAUCGUUUUAUCAGUUUAAAGGUUCUUCUAAUACAAACUAUUCUAAGACAAGGGGCUUUAUGGUAUAAAAAUGGUUCUUCUAUGUCAUUGGUCAAAGAACCCUUUGUAGCUCCUUCUUUUUCAAGAGUGUACAUUCGUAAUUGUUACUGUAAAACAUCCACAUUACCCUACAUAUCUCUUCGAAAACAAGACUGGUCACAAUAUGCACCUUAUAACUGGGGCCUUUGGAUAAUUCCUUAUGACCAGACUGACCAACCAUAUCAUACGCCGGAGAUUCAAUACAUUAACAUUACCGUCAGUGAUAACCGGUAGUACCUUCAUUACAAUCAAUACAAUUCCUACAGCAGAUCAUAGAAUCACUCACUCAUGCCUACAGUUUGACUGUUGUCUUCAGGUUUCAAGGUAUUAUGAUUGUUCCUGGAUUUGUAAGGAUACAUCUCUAUUUUAAAAUGUCUGGGAGUUAGCGAUUCUCAUUAAGAGUGACGCUUGGAAUUUCCAUGGAAUAUCACCUACACAAAUAAAUAAAAACAGUACUCCACCUGCCUGACCCACAUACACCUGUUACCAACACAACUACACAACCACACUAUCUCCAACACACCUGUCUGUUCACUUGGGAAUGUCCGGCGGUCACUGUGUGUUAAAGUGGAUAGAUUUGUCUCAGUGGAUUUUGUUCAAUUGCUGUUUUUUCUACUCAACUACCUUUGACCUGUCACUCUUUCUACCCAUGGCCAAAUAAAGAGGUGGGCCUUCCUGUGUCUGUGCCAAUCACAGACCAGCAUGGUCUUGAUGUGAUGACUGACCAUUGUGUUUUAUACAUGCCCAUUUUUUAAGAGCUGAUUUGUUUUCUCUUUUUUCUCAUUGGUUGGUUUGUGUAUAAGGAGGCGAAGUUCUGUCACUAAUAUGCCACUCUGUUCUAAAUAAAAGACCUUAUUGGG
Astyanax mexicanus (Mexican tetra) is the source of this 7485-nucleotide messenger RNA. RefSeq names its product syndecan 3 (gene sdc3). Gene Ontology annotation, biological process: cell migration. NCBI's taxonomy places the organism in Eukaryota, Metazoa, Chordata, Actinopteri, Characiformes, Acestrorhamphidae. Gene Ontology annotation, cellular component: cell surface; membrane. Bases 310 to 1782 code for a protein of 490 amino acids. The record is from RefSeq and is a predicted model, not a curated record. The transcript is spliced from 6 exons.